AUGGAACGUCAGUGCAAGAGAACUUCGAAUCAACUGUGCGGCCUUCAUGCGGUACCACCAAUGUCAUGCGCCUCGGCCCGGCCUCUGAGCGCAACCACCUCUUCUUCGACUUUUUCGAUGGUAGCAGGGGCCACCACACUGCCUUUGACAAUCGGCACAGUCGCCUGGGUGACAUUGAGUCACGAAAGGACGUGUACAAGUGGGACAUCCUGGGUUGAAGCCUCCAAGCUGGCACGUAGAGGCAGACACUGUGUCAUUCCAAAUUCGCCAGCAGCCCAACUUGCCCUGAUCUACCAGCAAGUCAAACCUCCACAGGUCCUCAUUGACUCCACCGAACCUUCGGGUGCUUCUCUCCCUCUUCAAACGCGACAUCCCACCUUGGGUGGUCUGGAGGCGAAAUUGCCGGCGUGGCAGAAUGGCAUCAGUGCUCCCAAUUCUCAGCAGAAACAAGCGGCGCCGCCGCAAUCAGUUCAGUCCCAUGCUGACCAAUUGUUUCCAUCGACU
This is a messenger RNA of Neurospora tetrasperma FGSC 2508, 504 nucleotides long. RefSeq lists its product as uncharacterized. The record is from RefSeq and is a predicted model, not a curated record. NCBI's taxonomy places the organism in Eukaryota, Fungi, Ascomycota, Sordariomycetes, Sordariales, Sordariaceae. The transcript has 2 exons. The annotation marks the transcript as partial.